This is a messenger RNA of Erpetoichthys calabaricus (reedfish), 2387 nucleotides long. Its product is annotated as membrane-spanning 4-domains subfamily A member 8-like. The transcript is spliced from 7 exons. The record is from RefSeq and is a predicted model, not a curated record. Bases 203 to 856 code for a protein of 217 amino acids. Lineage: Eukaryota; Metazoa; Chordata; Cladistia; Polypteriformes; Polypteridae. Gene Ontology annotation, cellular component: membrane.
GGUCGCCUUGGCAGGUACCCAAAUGAAGUAAAUGGCGGCUGCGAGAAAGGAAGCAAACGGUUUUGGAGCGCUGCUUCUGCCUGUGGAGUAAAUAAAAUCGGGAUAUUUUCUUAAAAGGGUGCAGUUACGACGCAUCUUCCGGCUGUCGAGUAAAUACCAUUCGGAAUAUUUUUUAAAGGGAUCUCUGUACUAACUGAGAAGGAUGGAGAAAAGAGCAAAUGUCAUUCAAUCCCAGCCACCUAAGACUACUGCAGAUCAAUCAGUUUCUCCUGUUGUAACAGCUACCUGCAAGUCGGAGAACUUAAAUAAAAUUCAGCUCCCCAAAGUGUUGAACACAUUUCAGAAAGGAGAACUUUGUAUAUUGGGGAUAUUACAGUUGACAUCUGGCAUAGUUAACAUAGUGUUUGGUUUUAUUUCUGUCUUAUCAUCAUCAUAUUCUUUGGCAGAUCUUGCAUUUCCAUUUUGGACAGGUUUGCUGUACAUAGUUUCUGGAUCCCUGACUAUUGAGGCCGGCAAGAAUCCAAAGGCAUCACUGAUGAGGGCCAUGUUAAUCAUGAAUAUCAUCAGUGCCGUUGCAGCUGUGAUUGGAGUAUUUAUGUAUUCCUUCGUUGUAUUUAUUGAGAUACACACCGGUGUGUGUCCAGAAUACGAUGAUUUAGCUAAUUCUGAUUUUGUACAAUGCAAGUUUGAGGACACUCAGAUUGGGAUAAUUGCUUUGAUGUUAAUUUUCACAAUUUUAGAGUCCUUUGUGUCCAUCAUCACAUCCAGUUUUGGGUGCAGAUUUAUAUGUUGCCAUAAUUUGCCAGUGAUCGUUAUCCAGCAACAUUUGACUGAAGAUUCGGUGCCUGAUAUCUAAAUGCCAAAGCUAGAAGGAACACCAUUUGGAAUCUAUGCAUUCAUUUUAUUUUGCCUCAUUGACACCUUCUAGCUGGUAUGUUUUUAUUUCUGAAAAAAAAAUGCAUUUAUGAGGAGCAUAUUAAAGAGAUGAAAGUUCAUUAUUUUGGAAGCCUUAUUUUUUGCAUUGUAUAAUUAACUCCAUAUUUGUUUUAAUAAAAAAGAGAGCUGCACUUGAUGUAUGUAAGGUUUUAACAGGUCACAUGUAAAUAGAAAACUUUGCUCUAGCAAAGCUUGCUUUUAAGAAGGAAAUGUUAUGUAACUAAACCAAAUGUAACACAGAAUAUUAUGCAUUGCUAAUUAAAAGAUAAUGCAUUUAAUAACAAUAUUGCUUGAUUGCAGAUUUAUUCACAUGGUAAUUUUAUCCCAGUAUAUAAUUUUGACAGGCAUCUGAUUAUGAAUUAUGAAAACAACUGCAUUUUUAUCAGAUAACUGAUACUAUUUAGUUGAUUAUAUGUCAGUUUCUCCACUACUUUUUGCUUUUCGUUAAGCAAUGUGGAAAGAAUGUAUUUCUGUCAUCUUUUCACUUUUCAGCUAACCUUUCCAAACACUUUUACCUAUAGGUCACAUUUUUCCCAUACAAUAUAAAAUUCAUUCAACAAUACAAAUGACAUUUUGGUAUAAUAUUGUUACUGUAUUAAUAAAUGGACCUACUGAAAGCAUCCUUUUAAAGUCUUCCCUAUUUUGUAUGAUUUAUUUAAGUUGUUGUUACCUCUGCUGUUUUAUAGCUCCAGAAUCCUAUGUGUGAAUCCUGUGUACGCCUGUGAGCGGUUUGUACAUUGUCAUGGUCCACAUAGGUAAUCUUCAAGGGCUCUGGCUUUCUGUAAAAUAAUAAAAGGUCUGAUUUUGUUAACUGACAGUUUGAGAUUAACUGGGUUUGUGGGGAAUAUGACAGCACUGGUUUAAUGAUGUCAGGAUAGUAGUGACUCCCUUUGACCCUAAGCUGGGUAAUCUGGUUAAAAAUGGAUCAAUGGAUAUUUUUUAUGAAAUAGCUGUAAUUUCAGCUUAUAGUAUUUCUAAGAAAGUGAGUCACUAUUGUGAGUACAGUUGUGGUAUUCAAACAUUAGCUGUCAAAAAUGUUUUUUAAUAAAUCAAAAUUGCUAAAAAUGAUGAAAGUCUUAAUUUGAUUAUUAAAAAAAUAGAGAAACACUUUGUAUGUCUUUUUAUUGAGAAAUUAUAAACAGAACAAAAAUUAGUACUCAAAUUGAAUUUAGUUAUACACAAUUUAAAAGGAAUAACCACCUAUUUGUAAACAUGAAUUACUGUAUCAUGGUGCAUAUUUCCAGUUCAAAUGGAAACUUUUGUUUUCAAGAUUCACCGUAGGCUUUCAGUGGGAUUCAUAUCAGGAUUUACUACUGUCACACAUGCAAAAGGAGAGGAUAGUCUUAAGGCUGGUACAUCGAUUGUAAUACCACUCUGUAUUGUGAGAGGGUUGCUGUCAUUUGCAAAUUCUCCUCUACAGACCAGAAUAACCAAGAGUCAAGGCAACUGUA